Messenger RNA from Chaetomium globosum CBS 148.51, 1368 nucleotides. RefSeq lists its product as uncharacterized. The transcript is spliced from 3 exons. Gene Ontology annotation, cellular component: SAM complex. Gene Ontology annotation, biological process: mitochondrion organization. The record is from RefSeq and is a predicted model, not a curated record. Lineage: Eukaryota; Fungi; Ascomycota; Sordariomycetes; Sordariales; Chaetomiaceae. The coding region runs from base 1 to 1368 and encodes 455 amino acids.
AUGGACGCGGGAUCGCUCCACCAGACGAACAGACUCGAAAUUAGAAUUUGUCGUGCCGACCUAUCUCAGGGCAGUGGAGUAACUCAACUGACGCAAUUGUUACAGUUUGCCAUGGUUCUCCAGCUCCACGUCUGGGGCCCGGCAUUCGGCCUGCCGUCCAUCGACGCCGAGUGUAUCGCCGUCAUCGCAUACCUCGCCCAAACCGCCAGCCCCGCCGAUUACCAGCUCGUCCAGAGCAGCCCCUCGGCUGUCCCAACCCAACACCUCCCCGCCCUCCACGACCCUUCCACCUCAACCUGGACAAGCGGCUUCUCCUCCAUAACCACCUACCUCGCGGCGGCCCACCCCCGCUCAUCCCAACCCAUAACCCCCACACCCCCCAAACAACCACAACCAACACCAACAUCAACACCAACCACCACCGCCAACGCCACAGCCUACACCGCCUUCCUGACCCUGCACGCCGCCCCCCUCCUCUCCCUGACCCUCUACGUCUCCUCGGCCAACUACGCCGCGACCACGCGGCCCGCCUACAGCGCCGUGCUCCCGUUCCCGCUACCCUGGACGGAACCGCCCGCCGUGCGCGCCGCCCACGCCCGCCGCGCCGCGCCCCUGGGCCUGUCGGGGCUCGACACCGAUGCGGUGCGCGCGCGGGAGCGCGCGGAGAGGGAGAGGGCCGUGGCGGAGGGGUGGGUUACUGUGCCGGAGGGGUUGGGGAAAGGUGUAGGGGGGGGUGGGGGUGGGAAGGGGGUGGAGGCGGCGUUGAGUCCCGAGCAGAAGAUGAGGAUUCGGUUGGAGGGGGUUGCGAGCGAGGUAUUGGAUGUGUUGGGGGAGGUGGAGUGGGAGGGGCAGGAGGUGGGCGUGAGGUGUCUUGCGUUUGGGUACUUGGCGUUGAUGUUGGUGCCGGAGGUGCCACGGCCGUGGUUGAGAGAGGUCAUGGAGAGCCGGUAUCCGGAGUUGUGUAAGUUUGUGAGGGGGUUUCGGGGGGAUGUGUUUCCUAAGGAGAGGGCGCUGCCGUGGGCGGAGGAGGAGCAGAGCGCUUCGGCCGUGGCGGUGGGGAUGAGGUUUGUGAGGGGUGUGUUGGGGGAGGUACCGUUGGUUGGGGAGCGUUGGAGCCAGUGGUGGACGGCGAGGAAAAGGAGGGAGGUGUUGGCGAGUAAGGGGGUGAAGUCUGAGCCAAGCGGGGAUCUGUUGAUGUUUCUCGGGGCUGGGCUUGGCCUAACGGCUAUGGGUGCCGGUGUCUUCUUUUACCGCGGUCUGCCGCCGUUUGGCGCGGCUGUGCAGGUCUGGAGAAAGCCGAUGGUGUCGUUAAGUAGCUUUGGAGCGGCUGGUGCGAUGUUUUCGGGGGCGCUUUAUGGGAUUGAUUAG